This is a messenger RNA of Dendrobium catenatum, 2728 nucleotides long. RefSeq lists its product as uncharacterized. Gene Ontology annotation, molecular function: lipid binding. Gene Ontology annotation, cellular component: endoplasmic reticulum. The transcript is spliced from 7 exons. The coding region runs from base 138 to 2504 and encodes 788 amino acids. NCBI's taxonomy places the organism in Eukaryota, Viridiplantae, Streptophyta, Magnoliopsida, Asparagales, Orchidaceae. The record is from RefSeq and is a predicted model, not a curated record.
GAUUCCUCGCUCGACUGAUUCCGCAAUCGCUGCGUUGAAGUAACCCUAACUCGUUCCAUUCCUUCUCUGCCUCAGCGAUCGCUACAUAUCUUCGCGAGAGGUUUUGAUAGGUCCUGUACUCUACAGCCAUCUCGGCGAUGGCUUUCGUCACCCUUGUUCUGGGUUUCCUUCUUGGAUCCCUGCUAGUUCUAGCAGCAGAGGGCUUGGCGUUGUACCUAGCCAUCGUUCGGCUUCGCCGGAAGGCUUUAGCAGGGCCCGAGCCGCAGCAGGAACCUGGUGGUCUCUACUCCGAGCAGUGGCUCGCCUCCGCGAGUAAUAAGCAGGGAAUAGUUUGGUUUUUGGAGCCUGAAAAUGUUCCAAAGGUUGGUUUAAAUGAAUCUCAAACUGGAGGACCUAAGGAGCUGAAAUUGAAGAAAAGUACUGUUCAAGUACAGCCUGUAAAGAAGUAUGCUAAAAUCAAAGACCAUUUGUUAAUCUUAUCUGAUCUGGAUGGUUCUCAAGCGACCAUUAAGCUCUUUGAUUGUACAAUAUUAGCUGUAUCUUCUUCAAAUUUAUCUUCGAAAAAAUGGGCCAAAAGGUAUCCCCUUAGGCUGGAAAGCAAGAGUUCAACAGUUUAUGAUGGAAGCAAAACAUAUUACUUGUAUUUUGAUACUGCUUGGGAGAAAGAAUCUUGGUGCAAAGCUCUUCGUCUAGCUUCCUCACGUGACAAUAAAUUGAUAAAUUGGUAUGCUCAAAUAAGCAAGGAGUUCAACUUCUAUCUGGCAUCAUUUAGUGCUGAAUUCCCUUCAUUUCUAAAACCUUCUGCCUUGCAUGGAGAGAUUGUAGAGAAAACUAUUAGGGUUGAUGGGUCAUCAACUUAUUCGAAGGCUCGCUUUUUUUUUAAAAAGCUAACCAAGAAAGCUUCAAAGAGUGGCGUUGAAAGUAGAGCAAAUCCAGUUUUAUCAUCUACACGUGAUACCAGAAAGACCGCUGAGAAGUUAGUCACACUGAAUGACGUGACAUUAUCUGAAGGAUCUGUAAAAAGCCCUUUAGAAGACAAAUAUUCUAGCAGCUCCUUUCAAGACGUGCAUUUAAGCAAUAAGGGUCCCAUCAUGUCUGAUGCAGCAUUUGAUGAUAAGCUUUUUGGUGAUGAUGGCACUUUGUGCUGGAAUUUGUUAUUGUCACGGCUGUUUUUUGAUGCAAAAAGAAGUGCUGAACUGAACAGUUUAGUGAAAUCCCGCAUCCAGAAAACAUUGUCUAAUAUGCGAACGCCUAGCUACAUUGGUGGAAUUACAUGUACAAGCAUAGAUCUUGGAAAUCUUCCACCUUAUAUUCAUAAAAUUAGGGUUCUUCCCAUGGAUUUGACGGAGGUUUGGGCAGUGGAGUUUGACAUCGAAUAUUUGGGUGGUUUACUCUUGGACAUUGAAACAAGGAUUGAAGUUUGUGAACCAGAGCUGCAGGAAGAGUUCAUCAAUGCUAGCUCAGAACCAAGUUAUAAUGAAGAGACAUCCAGUCUUCUUGAGGGCAUUGAAUACUACAGCAAUCAAUUAAAUUCGUCUGCCUGCUUAUCUGAUCAAUUAGAUGAAAAAGAUGAAGAGGGUGAAGUAGAUUGCUCGAAACAACCAAAGAUCUCAACUCCUGGGUUAGUUAACAAAUCAAAAUGGAAGACUAUUCUACAUACUAUUGCCGAACAAGUUUCACAGGUGCCCCUUUCCUUAGCCAUAAGAAUUGCAUGCCUCCGAGGAACACUGCGCUUGCAUAUACGACCACCACCUUCUGAUCAGUUAUGGUUUGGAUUCACAUCAAUGCCUGAUAUAGAUUGGCACUUAGAAUCUUCCAUUGGAGAACGAAAAAUCACAAGUACUCACAUUGCUUUGCUCAUGGGAAAUCGGUUUAAGGCUGCAGUUCGUGACAGUUUGGUACUUCCAAAUUGUGAAAGCAUAUGCAUUCCCUGGAUGUUGGCAGAAAAGGAUGAUUGGAUUCCUCAAAAGGUUGCUCCUUUCGUUCGGAUAAGCCAGGAAGCCAUGAAUAUGAGUAUGCCUAGAUCUGAUUCAAAUGAUCUAAAAACAAAGCCCAGUGGAACUAAAACUAGUUACUCUGAUGAUAAAAGUGAAAAAGUAAAGGAUGUAGUUUAUGUACAUAAGGCAUCUGAUGAAGAUGCUCUGAAGUCUGCCUCUUCCCACACUGAAACCGGCAAAUCGACAUCGGUUUCUUCGAGCGGCGCAUAUAAUGGCGAUACGCGAUCGGACACGAGCGCCAGCGAGGAAUUGUUGGCUCCAUUACUGAGAAUGGAUGGGGUACAGGAGGGCAGGGUGGAUUCUUCUAGGACAGCCUCACCUGGGUCGACAAUGGAGAACCCAUCAACCUUUCCUGAAGAGGAUGCAAAGCCAAAAAGGGUGGGCAGGCGAGCUAGAAUGAUGGAUCUAGGAAAGAAAGUUGGGGAAAAGAUAGAAGAAAAGAGACGGAAUCUUGAGGAAAAGAGCAGGCAUAUUGUUGAAAAAAUGCUGGAAAAUUCCAAAUCUUGAAAUGAUCUAUACUUUGCUUCUUUGCAAGGGUCAAGCAAUUGUUUCUCUGUACAGACUGUAUCAGGAUGAACUGUAACACUAGUUUCGUCAUUAUAAUCUUUUAGCCGUACUAAUAACGGGUCCAUUGUGGUACAUUAUUUCAGGUUUUGUAGAUGAGCCUAUGUUUAUUAACCAAAUGAAGUGAUAGGCUUCUUGAAGAGUCAAGAAGAUGAGAAGUUGGAGGA